AUGGUCGCCGAUCCGUUCAGCUUGCCCUCGCUCCAGGAUGCUGUCGCCGCAGUCCACUCGGCCAAAGCGGGCCGCAUCACCUUGCCAGAGCUGAAAGCGAGGCUCCCCGAACGAAACGACGCUUACUACGAGCACCGCAGCGACCCCUGGCUUGCAUUCGAAAAGACAAGAACCCUGCCCGUUCCCCCAGAAAUCUUCGACGGCAUCAAGGGUCUCGCCCCCAUCGCCAGGCAGGCCCUCUUCCCCGACAUCCAGCGCGCAUGCAUCACCAUCGACCACCAGCUCUACCUCUGGAACUAUGCCGAGGGACAGUCGGCCUUCGAGUACCACUCGCUACCAGACGACCAGCUCAUCCUCGCAGUCGGCGUCAUCCCCGCCAGGCAAGGCGUCUUUAUCGACCAGAUAAAGCACCUCCUCGUCAUCAGCACCGGUUCUUUUCCUCACGUCGGAAGGUCCCUCACCCUUCUCGGCAUCGAGUUCAUCCAGAAAGCCGAUGGCCAGUCCGAGGUCAAGCUCUACGAGACCGGAAUGAGCGCAAACACCAACGGCGUCGUCCUCACCGAGAUCCACGGCACCGCCGCCGGCAGGAUCUUUGCCGCCGGGUCCGACAACUGCCUCUACGAGCUCGUCUACCAGGCCAGCGAGGGCUGGUUCAGCAACAAGUGCUACCUCCGCAACGUCACCAGCCCCAAGUUCUCCAACCUCCUCCCCACCUUCAUCAAGGCCGAGAAGCGCCUCGACCGCAUCGCCGUCGACGACGCCCGCAAUCUCCUCUACACCCUCCGCGAAGGGUCCCUCAUCGAAGUCUUCCACCUCCCCUCGCGCGACGCAUCCAGGGCACCCAACAAGACCGGCAGCGUCGAGGGCGUCACCAAGCAGUCCGGCAUCACGCACUCGCAGCAGGACGUCGGCGACAUUGUCUGGAUCGGGCCGGCGGAACACGACCCGCGCACCAACGUGGCCCUUAUCGCCGUGACGACGAGGGGUUACCGGAUCUUCUUUGACGACUUUCAAGGGAGGACGUGGGCGCCCUUCCAGGUGCGCAUGCCGCCGGGCCUGGCAGCGCCACUGCAGCCUCAACAGCAGCCAUCACAGCCCGGGCAGCAGAACGCGCUGGCCCUCUCCGGCACAGGCCAGUCGCAGCUGCAGCAGCAGCAGCAGGCAGCAACGGCGGCAGGCAGGAACGUCUCGUCGGUCCUCUGCGCUGGCGACGUCUUCAUGCUGGCGUUCAGCUUCAACGCGGGCCUUUCGCAGGUCUGCUGCAUCACGCCCGCCCCCUCGGGCUCUUCGACGCCCGGCGCGCGCGUCGAGUCAGCCUCGUACAUCGACCUCGAGCUGGUCUUCAGCGCGCCGGUCAUGGCUGAGACCAAACCGCUCGGCUCAGCGGCGGCGGCGGCGCCCUUCUCGGAGUGCGGCGAGCUCAUCCGCCCCACGGUGGCGCAGUUCCUUCGGCCACCGCGCAGCUUCCUCAUCCUCGACAACAACGGCUUGACCGAGGUCGUGGAGCGCAGGCCCAUCGACAUGCUCAAGGCGCUGCUCGAGUCCGGCAUGUCCAUCAACAGCGCCAUCAUGAUGGAGUUUCUCAAUACGUUUGGGCCCACCGAAUCUUGCGCUACUGCGCUCGCCAUUGCCGCCGGCAACUCGCAGGUCUCGCUCAAUCGACUGAGCGCCGGGGCCUUUGGCGGCGGCGGUCCCAAGGGCGCCGGCAGGAUGCUGAGCGAGGAAGUCAUGUCCCAGGCCUCGCGGAUCAUCUUUGGCCAGUGCGGCUCCUGGCCGGCGAUGACGACGCCACUCAACGCGCCGCGGACGUCGCGGCACGAGGGCCUCGCCCUGUACAUGGCCUGCCUGCUGGACCGCAUCUGGGACCGCCUGCUGGUUCCGCCGGCCCCCCCUGCUGCGGGUGCCAAGCCGAACGCCGCGGCCUCGAACGCCGUCACGCCCUACAAGUCGCUCGUCGCCUCUUCGGCCUCGACAACGGCGACGCAGCUCCCGCUCAAGAAGGAGGACCUCGAGGCUGCCCUGCUCGACCUGGCGCCGCUCUGCGAGUUUAUGCAGCGUAACGGCAAGCUCUUUAGCCUUGGCGGGCCCUCGUCCAGUCGGCUCGUACUCGGCGGUGCUGGCGGCACGGAAUACGACCAGGAGCGGGCCAUCAAAUCGGACCAGGAGAGCGUCGAGAGGAUCCAGGCGCUGGCACUGCGGACGGUCGAGGCGGUCAACUUUGUCCUCUUCCUCAUGGACCACGGCCUUCCGCCGCUGAUCAACGCCUGCUCUGCCGACGCCAAGAAGACGAUCUCGUCGCUGCGCUUCGGCCAGCUCCUGACGGCUCCCGAGGGCAAGAUCGUCUCCAAGGAGCUUGUCACGGCCCUCAUCGAGGCCAAGAUCGGCGCCCAGGCCAGCAUCGACGCCGUCGCCGACGGGCUCCAGUCGCGCUGCGGCAGCUUCUGCAGCGCCGACGACGUGCGCCAGUACAAGGCGACCGAGUGCAUCCGCCGGGCCAAGGAGACGCCGUCGGAGCAGGAAAAGGUCGACCAGCUGCGCCACAGCGAGCGGCUGCUGAGCAGGGGCGCGGGACAGCUGUCGACCGACAAGCUGCGGGCCAUCUGCGACGACUACCGCCGGCUCGACUACCCGAUCGGCGUCGUCGAUCUGGCGCUGCGAUGCGCGGCCGAGUGGGACCCGAACAACGUCGCGAUCGCCUACCGCGCCGAUGGAUGCCCCGCGGGUGCGGACAACGAGCCGCGCAAGGCCGUCUACGACCGGCGCAAGGCGGCCUACGCCAUCGUCUUUGAGACGCUCAAGGAGCUCGACGACCGGCUCGACGCCGCGCACAAUGUCCAGGACACCAAGGCACGCGUGCAGGUGCUGGUCGAUGCGCGCGACACGGUGCGCGGCGACGCCUACGCGCGCGCCGAGGCUUCCGACGACCCUCUGUUCCACGAGCAGUUUUAUGCCUGGUUGAUUGAGCGCCGGCUGACCGACCAGCUGCUCCAGCUGCGAACGCCAUUCCUCGCCGACUACCUCCAGGGCAUGCCGGCGGCCGACCACGCCAACGACGUGGGCUACGUGCGCACGCUGCGCGACCUGCUGUGGCAGCUCUACGUGCGCAACAGCGAGUUCUUUGCGGCGGCGCAGGUGCUCGAUGCGCUGGCGCACUCCAAGGAGUUUGGGUUGGAGCUGCGCGAGCGGAUCGAGUACCUGGCGCUGGCGGUGGGCAACGCCAAGUCGGUGGGGCCGCUGCAUGCGGGCAACCACGACGUGGUGACGUUCCUGUCGCAGGUCGAAGAGGACCUCGAGGUGGCCCAGGUGCAGGCCAAAAUCCUCCACUCGCUGCAGCAGCUGGCGGCCGACGACGCCGACGUCGAGCGGACCGAGUCGAUCGAGUGGCUCGACGACGAGCUUCUGGACCUCUCGACGCUCUACAAGAACUUUGCCGAGCCGUACGGCCUGCUCGAGGAGCAGCUCAUGAUCAUCGCGAGCGCCGAGUACCAAGACGUCGGGCUGGUGGCCGAGGUGUGGACGCAGAUCCUCACCCGCGAGCACGAGGCGGCGCGGCGGGCGGGCCAGGCCAACGCGGCGCGGGCCAUUGCGACGACGGUCAAGGACCUCUUUGUGCGGCUGGGGCGCAAGGACAAUGCGUGUCCCGUCGACGUCGUCCUCGACCUGCUGAUGCGCUACGCGUUUGAGCAGGACAACGACUUGCGCGUCGAGAACCCCGUACCGGCCUCGUGGCGCAAGCGGAGCAAGGGCGACCGCAACCUCGCCACGUCGCCGCUCGAGUCCACCAGCGGGUCGACGGUGCUCUCGGCGGCGGCAUCGUCGACGACGGCUGGCGCCAACAACAAUAGCAGCAACAACAACCUCGAGCUUCAGCAGCAGCAGCGGCAGGGCAAGGCGACGGCGACGGCGACGGCAGAAGCGGUGCCGACGGGCUGGGCGAGCACGACGCUGCUCUCGACGGGCUCGGAGCCGGAGCUGAUCCUCGACAUCCUGCAGGGAGCCAUGUCUACGGCGCCCCCGCCGUGGAACACGAACGCGGGCAACGCGUUCCUGGUGGCGGAGCUGGCCGAGUUCCUGCACGUCUGGAUCCAGGCGUCGCUGCAGCAGACGCGCCACUUUGCACCGGGUUCCGCUUCGAUGCUGGGCGGCCUCGGCGGCGGCGGCGGCGGUGGUAUUGGAGGAGGGGGAGGGGGAGGGGCGGGUAUGGCGGCGCCGCUUCCCGUUGAUCGGUUGUGGGAGCUGGUCAACUCGCAGAUUGUCAAGGUCGGCGCUGCCGUUGCCAACGUCGAUGCUGGCGCUGCUCUGCGAGGUGGUGCUGGCGGGGCUGUGGGAGGAGGGGGAGGGGAGGGCAAGGCAAAGGAGACGAUCAAGAGGUUGAGAGAGUGCAUGGAGCUCCUCAAGGUUUGGUUCUGA
Molecule: messenger RNA, 4410 nt
Organism: Pseudozyma flocculosa PF-1
Lineage: Eukaryota; Fungi; Basidiomycota; Ustilaginomycetes; Ustilaginales; Ustilaginaceae
Exons: 1
Coding region: 1-4410 (1469 amino acids)
Biological process (GO): transcription-dependent tethering of RNA polymerase II gene DNA at nuclear periphery; RNA export from nucleus; protein localization to nuclear inner membrane
Cellular component (GO): nuclear pore; nuclear pore inner ring
Molecular function (GO): structural constituent of nuclear pore
Source: RefSeq, a predicted model, not a curated record